Gaeumannomyces tritici R3-111a-1 is the source of this 1237-nucleotide messenger RNA. RefSeq names its product peroxisomal membrane protein 4. Bases 393 to 1076 code for a protein of 227 amino acids. Gene Ontology annotation, cellular component: peroxisomal membrane. The record is from RefSeq and is a predicted model, not a curated record. The transcript has 5 exons. NCBI's taxonomy places the organism in Eukaryota, Fungi, Ascomycota, Sordariomycetes, Magnaporthales, Magnaporthaceae.
CGGCGCACCCCCAACAGUGAGUGGGAAGCUGGGCGCAACGUCGGUCAAAUCUGAGCCGCGCCUCAAACCCCAUCUCUGUUUGGUCGUGGGUGCCGUAAUAGGCAGGAAGGCUUUCUUUCCAUCUCGCAAUUCCAUCACCAGCUCUUCUCGAAUUGCUCGCUCGGCCCGACGACGCACACGCGCACUCUCCUUUCACCUCCCCCUCUCUCUUUCUCUCUCUCCAUCUCACUCUCGCCAAUACCUGUUCUUGCAAGCCGAUUGGGCCGCCGACUUUCCCUGGCCCGUCCGCGUACCCGGCCAUUUGCCGCCUCCUGCUGGCCCGUCGCCAACCACACCACCGUCACUACCACCACACACCACCUACCCUCUCCCGUUUGCGUCAAGCCAUCGGAAUGGCGACGGCCACUCUUCUCGAGAGCCUCAAGAGCUCGGCCGAGCGCGUGAUCCUCGACCCUCGCUACCACGACGUCCUCGCCGUCGUCAAGGCGGCGCGCAACGGCGCCGUCUACGGGACCAAGGUCCGCUUUCCUCAUGCGCUUGUUAUGAUAUGUCUGUUUCGGUCAGGAACCGUACGGGAAAAGAUUGGGCUCGUAUACCGAGCAACCCGCACGCACGCGCGCAACCUGGCAAAGUUUGCCACAAUAUACAAGCUCACAUGCUUGCUGCUCAAGCAUUAUGGCCCAACCCCGGGCAAGGAGGGGCCCUACGACACCCUCGCCGCCGGCAUGCUCGGGGGCUACCUCGUGUUCGGGGGCCGCUCGCGGCGCACGGGCAAGAUCAGCAGCGUCAACCAGCAGAUCGUCGUCUACGUCUUCGCCCGCGUCGUGCUGGCCCUCGCCCGCCUGGCCGUCAAGCCCGGCUCCGGCCUGCCCCUGGCCUCGGAGCCGGGCCCCUCGGCCCGCAUCAGCCACUACUCGUGGCCCGUCUUCGCCGCCGCCAGCUGGGGCAUGGUCAUGCACCUGUUCCGCUGGCACGCGGCCGAGCUGCAGCCCAGCCUCCGGAGCAGCAUGACGUACAUCUACGCCCAGAGCGACGAGUGGGACGGAAUCCGCAACUUUUUAUGGCAUAACAAAUGACAUGUCUGAUGAUUAAAGACGUCACUUUCUAUUCCCUUUUUUUUUUGCCCCUCCUUCGUUGGUUCUCGCUACAUUUAUGCUGUUCACCAUUUCUCUUGUACCUCCUCAUCGUAAUCUAGACGCGCUCCAUAUAGCAACAACAUGUAACCUUGCCACUCGCG